This is a messenger RNA of Penicillium manginii, 1155 nucleotides long. RefSeq lists its product as uncharacterized. The record is from RefSeq and is a predicted model, not a curated record. Gene Ontology annotation, biological process: protein N-linked glycosylation. Gene Ontology annotation, molecular function: glycosyltransferase activity. NCBI's taxonomy places the organism in Eukaryota, Fungi, Ascomycota, Eurotiomycetes, Eurotiales, Aspergillaceae. The transcript has a single exon. The coding region runs from base 1 to 1155 and encodes 384 amino acids.
AUGGGGAGCAUCCCGAGUUUCUUCCCACAACCCCAGCGCAGGAGGUUACUCUUCCUCCUGCUUGGGGCCGGUAUUGCAUUCUACCUGCUGCGAUUGAGUUACUCAGCUCCCCGGCCAUUUGAUCGCCAUCCAGGGUCUUACUUGGACACACAAACUACUGUUCCCAACAUUCCUUCGACCUCUAUUGCACCCGCCACUCCAGCUACAGCAAUCACGGUCGCGAACGCUCCUGCAUCCUCUCGUGCGAAGAGUCCAUACUGCGUCGCUAUAUUUCUUGGUGCAUAUCGUGAUUAUCAAUAUGGCGACGAUGAUGAUGACGACGACUCAUAUUUUGUCGGGGCACGAACAUUAGUCUAUCAGCUUCUCCACGCGCCCGCGACCAGAUUUACGCAUGCCAUUGACACAGACCCAAUCCCAGUGAUAUUCCUGGUGACAAAGGAUGUCAGCGAAAGCAAGCGCAGGCGACUUGAAGCAGAUGGAGCGAGUGUGAUCGAGAUCGAGCCAAUAGAAGCAUCUUGGGCAAAUGGACGUUACAAACAGGUGCUCACGAAACUGCGCCUAUUUGAUCCCGAGAUUCUGCCGUACGAAAAGGUCUUUGUAAUGGACACAGAUAUGGUGAUUACGCGGCCAAUCGAUGCGAUCUUCCAGGAUGAGGGCUCUCACUUCAGCUCUCCUGACUAUAAUCGCACAGGGGCCGACACGGAAAUUGCCCCCCUUCCUCCGAAAUACAUGUUCGCUGCCUCGCCAGAAUCUCACGAUUUAGAUCAUCCAUACCCGUUCUUGAACCUGGAUCCCGAAAACCAAGACUUCAAUGUCGGGUGCAUGUUAUUCUCGCCAUCGAAGGAGAUUUAUAAAUAUUAUCUAGAAAUUCUGAAACAUCCUAAUCUGUUCAGGCAUGAAUUUCCCGAGCAAGAUCUUUUGAACUAUGUUCAUCGACUGGAUGGACCGAUGCCAUGGAGCAGUUUGCAUUACUCGUGGCAUAUCAGUUGUCCGAACGAGAACGAUAUCAAAGGGAAGAUGGCUAUCAUUCAUGCCAAAUUUUGGUUUGCCGGAGAAAAAGCCAUGGCUAGACAACUGGCAAUCAGCUGCAUGUCCGAAAUGAAGAAAUAUUGGAUUGGAAAAGAAGGGGCUCCAAAUACCCAAAGCAAUCAAUGA